UAUUAGCAUAUCAAUUAAAUAUAUAUACGAUUGUUUGAUACUUUAUUGUUUCUCUUACUCUUUAGUCUUUAUUCUCUCCUUUCCAAGAAAUUUCCUUUUUCUUUCUUUCCUGUCAUUAUUAUAGUUUUUCUUGUGUAGCCAGAAAAGUAUACAAUAUCACAAUGUUUUCUAAUGGAAAAGUUGAAAAUAGAAUUAACAAACCUAUUGCUUGAGUAAGCUAUAUGCACCUAAAGUCAUUAAUUCGUACGUGUUAAUGUCUAUGCUAAAAGAAAAGCAUAUACCCUUUCAGAAAAGCAAUCUAAUUGAAGCAAUUUCUCACCAUUAGUUAUAAUAUUUAUUUCAUUUCCUUGCAAGAAACGAGAUAAUUUUAAUGCUUUCCAUAAACAACAAACUUUAACCAUCAUUUAAAAUAACUGAUGUUCAGGUUGAAGUUCAAAUUUUGAUGAGUUGGUUGUAUUGUUAUUUCUUCAAAAUUCAUCUCCCUCAUUUGAUUUUGCUCAUGCAAUUUUCUCUUGUAUGUGCAGAUUUAUUGGUCACUUAUUUAAGGGUGGUUGCUGAGUUUGCUGUACAAAACUUCAUAUUUGGUCUUCAGAUAUAUAAGAUUUAUAUCCCACUUACACAUGUAAGCUGAUUUGUAUUACAUGCAACAAACAGAUGUUUAAUCCAUGUGCAGCCAGCCUACUAUUUCUUACAGUCCUGAUUACAAAACUUUCAAAUUCAAUGCCAAAAAUGAGGGUAUGAGGGAAGCUAAGGCAGUUGACAAAAAGGGUCUGGUGGAGCACGAUAUCUGUGAUGUGAGGAGUGAAGAUUGUGGACUGACUCAUAAUCCACCACCAGAUGAAAAGGAGAAUGGAAAUGUAACCAGUAAGGCAUUGGAAGUUACUCAAGACAAUCUCAAUGGGAACCACAAGGGACAGCAUACUUGUGCUCCUAACAACUCGGAGGAUAGCAAAAGAAGAAAGAGUCAGCUUACAAGAAAAGGUUCUAUGGAGUGUGAGUUACCUGAACUGGUUGUUUUCUUUCAAGAGAGCAGUUACAAUUUCGUGAAGGACAUGAGUAUGGACAAGAAAUUUCCUUGUAAGGAAAAGUGUUUGGUUGACUCUUGCGUACAUGAAUCUGAUGCUGACAGACAAAGCAAACCAGUUGAACAAACAAUGGAACCGCUUUCAUCAUUCAUUUUGAAAGCAUCAAAACCUACUGACCAAGAAAAGGAUCAUGGUGAUGAUGGAACAAAGCAGCUUGGUUUUACAAACUUGGUGACAGAAGAUUUAGAUUCUAGUGCAAGUGAUGGGAUCUCAUUUCGUAAAGCAACGAAGGAAAUUAUACCUGAAUCGCAACUUGUGGUUCAAAAGGUUCAAAAGUCAGCUUUGACAAUUGACAACAACAAAAACAAGGACACUAGCCAAACAAGCAGUGUCACCAUCCUUAAAGAGGUGAAGAGUGGAAAGAGCUCUUGUGGUAGUGAUUUAGCCACAACCAGUGGAACAGAGGAGCCACCACUUGGUGCAGUUUGUCAUCAGCAGCUUGCUGAAACAGGACACACCACCAGACGCCAUGAAAAUGAAAUCUCACAAAGCUUCACUGAACAAGGUCAAUCUCACCAAAAGUACUGCAAUGAAGAGCCAACUCAUCCUUCAGGCCGCAUGUCGCACCAAGUUUCUGCAUCACCAAGCUUCCGAAGCACUUCUCAUCGCUCAAACAGCAGCACUACUAGUUCACGCUCUUUCGCUUUCCCUAUAUUGGCAGCAGAAUGGCAUGGAAGCCCAGAACAAAUGGUAAAACCUGAAAAGAGACCAUUGAAAAAGCGCCAAGGGAAGUGUUGCAGCAUUCUCUGCUGUAAAUUCUGAAAUUGUUUGUGUAUAUACUUAUUUUUUUGGACUUGCUAGUAGUUUCUUUAUUCGUAUAUAAUUGAUUAUUUUGUUUCUUUUGGUCACAUUUGUCCUGGUUAAGGCCUUUUAAUGAAUAAAUGUUCUGAUGCAAA
Cannabis sativa is the source of this 1981-nucleotide messenger RNA. RefSeq lists its product as uncharacterized. Bases 666 to 1847 code for a protein of 393 amino acids. The transcript has 4 exons. The record is from RefSeq and is a predicted model, not a curated record. Lineage: Eukaryota; Viridiplantae; Streptophyta; Magnoliopsida; Rosales; Cannabaceae. Gene Ontology annotation, biological process: regulation of asymmetric cell division.